Molecule: messenger RNA, 2202 nt
Organism: Podarcis raffonei (Aeolian wall lizard)
Lineage: Eukaryota; Metazoa; Chordata; Lepidosauria; Squamata; Lacertidae
Product: vomeronasal type-2 receptor 26-like
Exons: 6
Coding region: 1-1983 (660 amino acids)
Biological process (GO): G protein-coupled receptor signaling pathway
Cellular component (GO): membrane
Molecular function (GO): G protein-coupled receptor activity
Source: RefSeq, a predicted model, not a curated record
AUGGAAAGCAGGGAGACCAACAGCAGUGCAGUCCCAAAGAACUACCAGCAUGCCCUAUCCUUAGUCUUUGCUGUGAAGGAAGUCAAUGAGAAUGCCAAGAUUUUACUAAACAUCACUCUGGGGUUCCAGAUCUAUGACAGCUACUUCAAUGCAAGGAUGACUUAUCAGAAUACUUUGAAUCUUGUCUCUCGCCAUGAGAAGACUGUUCCCAACUACAAGUGUGGUGCUGAGAAGAACCUGAUAGCUGUCAUUGGGGGUCUUGACUCUGAAACGUCAAUCUACAUGGAUUCCAUCUUAAGCUGCUACAAGAUUCCACAGAUCACCUAUUCUAUAGCACAGAGUGCAAAACAACAUAUUUCUUCCUUAUACCAAAUGACACCAAGUGAAGCAAAUCAAUACAAUGGGAUUGUUCAGCUUCUUGUGUAUUUCCAAUGGGUAUGGGUUGGGAUCUUUGUCACAGCUGACAAUAAAGGAGAAAUGUUUGUGAAGACACUGACACGCCAGUUUUCCUUGAGUGAAAUCUGUGCGGCCUGCAUUGAAAGAUGGCCAAGUGCCAGUCAAUUUUUCAAAAUUUAUGAGAUGAUCGAGAAAUGUCAGGAAGUGGUCAUUUCCCUGAGCAAAACCAAUGUCAAUGUGUUUGUUGUAAAUGCAGACACUUACACCAUGAAGUUUUUGCAGUGGAUGCUAAUAACGGGUGUAAUGUAUGGUGUGAGGCCAAUAAGCAAGCUUCAACCUUUCCUGAGGAAUAUCUUGUUUAACAACAGUGCUGGUGACACUGUCUUUUUUAAUGAGAAACAUGAGCUAGAAGGUGGAUUUGAUAUUAUCAACUGGGUAACUUUCCCAAAUAAGUCCUUCUUAAGAGUGAAAGUUGGGAAGAUGGAUCCCCAAGCACCACUGGGCAGUGAUUUCUCCAUUGAUGAGAAGAUCAUUACAUGGCACCAGAGUUUUAACCAGGUGGUGCCUCUUGCCUUGUGCAAUGACCACUGCCAUCCAGGUUACAGCAGACAAAGGAAAGAGGGGGAACCAUUUUGCUGCUAUGAUUGUACUCCAUGUCCAGAAGGGAAGAUUUCAAACCAGACAGAUAUGGAUGAUUGCUUCCAGUGCCAAGAAGAUCAGUAUCCUAACCAAGAGAGAAACCAGUGCAUCAGCAAGAAAGAAAACUUCUUAUCUUAUGAAGCACCUUUAGGCAACAGUUUGGCUCUUUUGGCUCUGGCUUUUUCUGCAACUACAGCUUUGGUGUUUGGAAUCUUCAUCAAACAUCAAAACACUCCCAUUGUCAAAGCCAACAACCGGAAUCUCACCUACACCCUGCUCAUCUCCCUCCUGCUCUGCUUCCUCUGCUCCUUGCUAUUCAUUGGGCGCCCCCAGUUACUGACCUGCAAUCUACGACAAACUGCCUUUGGUAUCAUCUUCUCAGUGGCUGUUUCUUCCGUUUUGGCUAAAACCCUCACUGUGGUUCUGGCUUUCAUGGCCACCAAACCAGGAUCCAAGAUGAGGAAAUGGGUGGGGACAAGAUUUUCCAUCUCUAUUGUUCUUGGUUCUGCUUCUAUCCAGGCAAGUAUUUGUAUAGUAUGGCUGGGCACUGACCAUCCAUUCCCAGAUCUGGACAUGCACUCUCUGCCUGAAGAAGUCAUAGUGGAAUGCAAUGAAGGCUCAGUCAACAUGUUCUACUCUGUUCUUGGUUACAUGGGGUUGCUGGCUCUUGUCAGCUUCAUUGUGGCUUUCUUUGCUCGGAAGCUGCCAGACACCUUUAAUGAAGCCAAAUUUAUCACUUUCAGCAUGUUGGUGUUUUGCAGUGUGUGGCUUUCUUUUGUUCCAUCCUACUUAAGCACCAAAGGGAAGUACAUAGUGGCCGUGGAGAUCUUCUCCAUCUUGGCCUCCAGUGCUGGAAUCUUGGGUUGUAUCUUCUCCCCAAAAUGUUAUAUCAUUGUCUUCAAGCCUGAACUCAACUCAAAAGGGCAGCUAAAAAAGAGAAAUAAGUAACAAUCUAACUAUAAAAAUCAUUAUAGUGGAUAACGUUUUACAUGUUUUAAGGUUUGUGUGUUUGGGAAGGGUUCAGCUUUCACGUUCUCUUGAUAUAGAUGUUGCUUACUGUCAGAACUGCAGUCGUCAAAAUGUGGAAAGCCUUACAGUAAUUGCAACCUGCUCCAGUAUAAAAAUAUGUGUCGUUUAGUACUAGUUGAAAAAUUUGCUCAUAGAAAU